AUGCUGCCGGAAAAAAGAUUAUUGACCGCAGAGGACAUGAAACUAUGGGAGAAGUCCCAAACAAGAGCUGAUUUCACGAAGUUCAUUAUAAACCUAGCUGAAUCUGUUAAAGGGCACGAAAACUCUCAGUACAAGGAACCAGUGUCUCAGCAAAUAACUGGUAUGCUGAACCUGCUUUCCCAGAUAAGAGACAUUAUAGAGAAGCACCCAGUGGUGCAAGAUGUAGAUAGUUCAAGAUUUGGUAAGGUGGAGUUCAGAGAUUUUUAUGAUGAAGUCUCACAAAAUUCCCGAAAACUGUUGAAAUCUGAAUUUUCUUCGCUUACAGAUGAACAGGUGGAACAACUAUCUAUUUAUCUUGAUGAAUCAUGGGGCAAUAAGAGAAGAAUCGAUUAUGGUUCAGGUCAUGAGCUAAAUUUCAUGUGUUUACUCUAUGGACUAUAUAGUUUUGAGAUUUUCAAUCUUUCAAACGAUUCGACGAAUCUCAUUCUGAAAGUUUUCAUAGAGUACCUUCACAUAAUGAGAGUAUUAGAAACUAAGUAUUGGUUGGAACCCGCAGGCUCGCACGGGGUUUGGGGGUUAGAUGAUUAUCACUUCUUACCGUUUUUAUUCGGCGCCUUCCAAUUGACCACCCAUAAGCACCUAAAACCAAUAUCCAUUCACAAUAGCGAGCUUGUAGAAAUGUUUGCUGAUCGGUAUCUGUAUUUUGGUUGCAUCGCAUUCAUUAAUAAAGUCAAGUCAUCUGCCUCUUUGAGAUGGCAUUCCCCCAUGCUAGAUGACAUCAGCGGCGUAAAGACUUGGUCAAAAGUUGCCGAAGGAAUGAUAAAAAUGUACGAAGCCGAAGUCCUCAGCAAACUGCCCAUCAUGCAGCAUUUCUAUUUCAGUAAAUUUUUACCCUGUCCUGAAGGCGUAUCUCUACCAAGAGGCCAUAUACACGAUGGCACUGAUGCGGACGACGAGUGCAACAUUGAAGGUCAUGCCCAUAGUACUUGGGGCGAUUGUUGUGGUAUAAAAUUACCAAGUGCUAUUGCAGCUACUGAGAUGAAUAAAAAAAAUCACAAGCCAAUACCUUUUGAUUAA
Molecule: messenger RNA, 1077 nt
Organism: Saccharomyces eubayanus
Lineage: Eukaryota; Fungi; Ascomycota; Saccharomycetes; Saccharomycetales; Saccharomycetaceae
Gene: RRD2
Product: peptidylprolyl isomerase RRD2
Exons: 1
Coding region: 1-1077 (358 amino acids)
Biological process (GO): mitotic spindle organization
Cellular component (GO): nucleus; protein phosphatase type 2A complex; cytoplasm
Molecular function (GO): protein tyrosine phosphatase activator activity; peptidyl-prolyl cis-trans isomerase activity
Source: RefSeq, a predicted model, not a curated record